AUGUUUUCUCUUGGACAUCUAUCAGUUUCAGAAACCGGUGAAGUUAAGAAUCAUGAACAUAAAUAUCCGUAUCGACUCAAUUUCUAUAACACUCCACCUAUAGAAGAAAUCAGUACAGAAGAAUUUGAAACAUUCGCUCUAGAUAGAUUGCAAGUCUUGAAAGCCAUUGAAGGUGCCGUUUUACGGAGUAAAACUGAAAGACAGAUCGCGGAUCAUAUACGCGAUGUGUCAAAUCAAUAUCUUCCAUUGCAUUCAACCGAAGGAGGCAAGGGCUACCCAUUAGAACAAGAACGACGCAAAGAUCAUAUAUCUCAUUUUAUUUUGAGAUUGGCUUAUUGCAGAACAGAAGAAUUGCGUAAAUGGUUUAUCAAAAUUCGAUUUAUUGAAGAAAAUAAGGAAGAGAGACAAGCCUUUUUAAAUAACGAGAAACUAAAUUGGAAAGAUUUAACUCAAGGUGAAAAAGAAUCAAUGAAAAAUGAAUUAUCACACGCAAAUCCUUACAUCAUGUUCGACCAAGAAACAUUUUUUAUUGUGGACUUCGAACAAGUUCCGGAUCUUGUCUCACGACGUGCCGUAUAUUUAAAAGCUGGGAAGGCUUACGUUCCAUUAUCUGAACAAGUCACUCUUGUUGUAGGAGAGUUUCGUAAAAAGCUUUCUGUCGCUCUGGACUUGGCAAGUAGAGCAUUUCCAAGCAUUGAUGAUGAAAGAAUCUUACCGCUUUUAAACAAUAUAAAUCAACAAUAUUUUGGUAGAACAUAUAUAAAUAAUAAUGUUACUGAUAAAGUAACAGCUGAUAACGUUGACCAAUUGGUUGAGCACUUUCCAUUGUGCAUGCAACAUCUGCACCUGAAACUUCGUGAAAAUCAUCAUCUUAGGCAUUUUGCAAGAAUACAAUAUAAUUUAUUCCUAAAGGGAAUUGGCCUUACUGUUGAAGAGGCUCUUAUUUUUUGGAGAAAAUCAUUCUCAACCAUUACUGAUGAUAAAUUUCAGAAAGAAUAUGCGUACAAUAUAAGACACAAUUUCGGAAUGGAAGGAAAACGACAUGAUUAUACGCCAUUGAGCUGUAUAUCAAUAAUCAUGAACAAACAACCCGGUCCUGGAGAUCAACAUGGAUGUCCAUUUAAACACUUUUCUGAGGAUAACUUGAAAGCUCUCUUGGCUCAAACUGGUGUAAGAAAGGACGAACAUUUGAAAGAAAUUCUUGAGCUUGUCAGAGGCAAACAUUACCAAAUCGCUUGUACUAAAUAUUUUGAAAUUACCAAAUGUUUGGAUGAUUUGAAUAGUAGAGAUAAUGGUGAAAGGCAUUUAAUAGAAACAAUCGAACACCCAAAUAAUUACUUUGAACAGAGUAUUAAACUUUCAAAGGCUAGUAAUGGCAAAUGA
Messenger RNA from Cetraspora pellucida, 1383 nucleotides. Lineage: Eukaryota; Fungi; Glomeromycota; Glomeromycetes; Diversisporales; Gigasporaceae. The record is from the annotation of a GenBank genome assembly.